UUUUUUUCCCGUUGGCGGCUCGCGUGAGUCUCGCGAGAACUGCGGUCUUCACAUACGUGGCCUUUUCCUGAAGCUGCUGGAGAGGAUAGGUAGUGGAGCCGCUAUGGAACUGGAAGCUAUGACCAGAUACACCAGCCCGGUGAACCCGGCUGUGUUUCCUCAUCUUACUGUGGUCCUGCUUGCCAUUGGCAUGUUCUUCACAGCAUGGUUCUUUGUAUAUGAGGUCACAUCUACAAAAUACACACGAGAUGUAUACAAAGAGCUGCUCAUCUCACUGGUCGCAUCACUCUUUAUGGGCUUUGGAGUUCUUUUCCUGCUGCUCUGGGUAGGAAUUUAUGUCUAAAGGUGUAGAGGGGCGAUUUGAGAACGACAUUCCGGGGGUCUGGCGUAUUCUUUGGGCUUACACUUUAUCACACAAACACACACACAGGGCAUGAGAAUUGGCACUGGAUGGAUGUCUGGACUUGGGGUUGAUUUCACAAAUAAAACAGAUUUUGUAAGAAA
This is a messenger RNA of Astyanax mexicanus (Mexican tetra), 504 nucleotides long. It is a transcript of the gene tmem258, whose product is annotated as transmembrane protein 258. Gene Ontology annotation, biological process: protein N-linked glycosylation. The transcript has 4 exons. Bases 104 to 343 code for a protein of 79 amino acids. NCBI's taxonomy places the organism in Eukaryota, Metazoa, Chordata, Actinopteri, Characiformes, Acestrorhamphidae. The record is from RefSeq and is a predicted model, not a curated record. Gene Ontology annotation, cellular component: membrane-bounded organelle.